This is a messenger RNA of Striga hermonthica, 693 nucleotides long. Lineage: Eukaryota; Viridiplantae; Streptophyta; Magnoliopsida; Lamiales; Orobanchaceae. The record is from the annotation of a GenBank genome assembly.
AUGUCGACCACAAUAUCGGUGCUCUUACUUAUCGCUCUCUUCGCUGUCGUGUCCUUGCCAGCAAACGCGUACGAUUCCGAACCUUUACAGGAUUUCUGUGUUGGUGUCAACGACUCAGAGGCUAGCGUAUUCGUGAACGGGAAGAUAUGCAAGGACCCGAACACGGUGACCUCGGAUGACUUCUACUUCUCGGGCCUCAACAAGGCUGGCAACAUAACGAGCCCGUUCGGGACCAAGGUCACGAUCGUAUUCGUGAACCAACUCCCAGGCCUCAACACGCUUGGCAUCUCUAUGGUCCGGAUCGACUUUGCCCCAGCCGGUGCAAACCCUCCUCAUGUGCACCCGCACGCCUCUGAGAUUCUGCUCGUCUUGGAGGGCACGCUCUAUGCGGGCUUCAUAUCAUCGAACCCAACAAAUCCAAAUGACGAGAACAGGCUUUACACCAAGAUUCUUCAUCCUGGGGACGUUUUCUUGUUCCCAAAGGGCCUUAUUCAUUUCCAGUACAACCUCGGGAGCAAGAAUGCUGUUGCGAUUGCGGCGUUGAGCAGCCAGAACCCGGGAGUUGUGACUUUGUCCAAGGCCGUGUUUGGGUCUGAGCCCUCUGUUCUGCCCGACCUUCUCACGAGAUCGUUUCAGCUCGACAGUAAGACGAUCAACCGUCUCCUUUCAUUGGAGUGGAUCGGGAAUGCCUAA